AUGUCGGCUGCCGCCAACGCAUCGUCGAAAGACCGCCAGUUCAUUGCCGUUAUCGGUGAUGAGGACUCGGUGACGGGCCUCCUCCUCGCGGGCGUCGGCCAUGUCACGCCGCCGCCAAACGCGUCAAAGAACUUCCUAGUCGUGGAUGCAAAGACGGGCACGGACAAGAUUGAGGCUGCGUUUGACGACUUUAUCAACAGGAAGGACAUCGGCAUUUUGCUGAUCAACCAGCAUAUUGCGGAGAAGAUCAGAUACAGGAUUGAUACGUAUACGGCUGCGUUCCCGGCGGUGCUGGAGAUCCCGAGUAAGGACCAUCCGUAUGACCCGGAGAAGGAUAGUGUGUUGAGGAGGGUCAGGAGGUUGUUUGGUGAAUAG
Morchella importuna is the source of this 375-nucleotide messenger RNA. RefSeq lists its product as uncharacterized. The record is from RefSeq and is a predicted model, not a curated record. Gene Ontology annotation, biological process: proton transmembrane transport. Lineage: Eukaryota; Fungi; Ascomycota; Pezizomycetes; Pezizales; Morchellaceae. Gene Ontology annotation, cellular component: fungal-type vacuole membrane; proton-transporting V-type ATPase, V1 domain. Gene Ontology annotation, molecular function: proton-transporting ATPase activity, rotational mechanism. The transcript is spliced from 3 exons. Bases 1 to 375 code for a protein of 124 amino acids.